Phodopus roborovskii (desert hamster) is the source of this 3080-nucleotide messenger RNA. RefSeq names its product transmembrane protein 127 (gene Tmem127). Gene Ontology annotation, biological process: negative regulation of TOR signaling; negative regulation of cell population proliferation. Bases 240 to 956 code for a protein of 238 amino acids. The record is from RefSeq and is a predicted model, not a curated record. The transcript is spliced from 4 exons. Gene Ontology annotation, cellular component: membrane. Lineage: Eukaryota; Metazoa; Chordata; Mammalia; Rodentia; Cricetidae.
AGGAGGAGACGAGGGUGGGGUGGGGUUGGAGGAAGCCGGAAGUGCAUCAGCCCGGGUCCGUCUGGGCGUUGCGGGGAUUGGGGCCUGGGAUCGCUUGGCCCGGGCAGCUGAGAAGCCCGUGACCGGGCGGAGCGGCGCCAUCCCGGCUCUGAGGCCAGCUGACCGAUAGGCUGUGCGCGCCCCGCUGAGGUCGGCGGCCAUCAGUAGCCUCCGCAGAGCUACAGCGGGCGGCCCCGGGCAUGUAUGCCCCUGGAGGCGCAGGGCUGCCGGGAGGGCGCCGGCGGAGGAGCCCGGGAAGCAGCGCUCUGCCCAAGCAGCCGGAGCGGAGCCUGGCUUCGGCCCUGCCUGGCGCCCUGUCCAUCACAGCGCUGUGUACUGCCCUGGCGGAGCCCGCUUGGUUGCACAUCCACGGAGGCACCUGUUCCCGCCAGGAGCUGGGGGUCUCGGACGUGCUGGGCUACGUGCACCCGGAUCUGCUGAAAGAUUUCUGCAUGAAUCCCCAGACAGUUCUGCUCCUGAGGGUCAUUGCUGCCUUCUGCUUCCUGGGCAUCCUGUGUAGUCUCUCUGCAUUCCUUUUGGAUGUCUUUGGACCCAAGCAUCCAGCUCUGAAGAUUACUCGUCGCUAUGCCUUCGCUCACAUCCUCACUGUACUACAGUGUGCUACCGUCAUUGGCUUUUCCUACUGGGCUUCCGAGCUCAUCCUGGCCCAGCAGCAACAGCAUAAGAAGUAUCAUGGCUCCCAAGUCUAUGUCACCUUUGCUGUUAGCUUCUACCUGGUGGCAGGAGCUGGUGGAGCCUCGAUCCUGGCUACUGCAGCCAACCUCCUGCGCCACUAUCCUACAGAGGAAGAAGAGCAAGCGCUGGAGUUACUGUCUGAGAUGGAAGAAAAUGACCCCUACCCAGCAGAGUAUGAAGUCAUCAACCAGUUCCAGCCACCCCCAGCCUACACACCCUAAUGCCAGCCGGGGCUCUCUUCCUCAGCAACCCAUCCCCCAGUGCCACAGCUCCUCUUACACCCAGAAGAGCCACUCUUCCCCCAGCAGGUCUCACUGGUAGGACCCUGACCAUCUUCACCAAACCUCCCCCAGGUGAUACUAUGCCUUUAGGGUUGUCCGUUUGUCCCUGCUCUGCAGAGCUGGGACUCUGAUUUUAUAUAAUGCAGUCUUUCCCCUCCUAGAACCCUCUAUUCCUUUCCUACUCACUAGUUCCUUCCACCCAUGGAUGGUCAGAUAAGUUUCCUCCCUCCGUGAACCACGUCUUUGGGACUGGGACUUUCCUUGGGUUGCUGCUGGUAGUGGACAGUCCCUGAGAGAGGGGUGCCAACAGGGCACAGAGGGAAGGGGACUGUGCCACGUAGAGUCACUUUGCCAGGCCCAGCAUUUGUACCACUUCUGUGCCUGGGCUGACUCCCUCAUUCCUUCUAGAGUGCCCUAGGCCCAGCCGUCCACUUUGUGGAUUCUCUGCACUUUAGUCUCUGGGCCACUCCUCAUGUGUGUUCUGGGUUUCUGGAGAGAAGGAAUUGCUGUUGGGGAGCAGAACGGCUGCUCUCCUGCCCUGUUCUGGCUUCUUGUGGUUGGAGCCAGGCAAGGAAGCAGAACCAGGCAAGAGACUGAUCCUGUCAAGGACCCCAGUGAAGGGGACUGAGUGCCUCAGUCCUUUCACUUUUUAAUGUGAGUGGUUUUAAAAGGAAAAAACAAAACAAAACAAAACCAAGCAAGAGCAGCCAUGCUCUCUUUCUAAAACAGGGAUACGGCUGCUGUUGUUCAGAAAUGGAGCCCAUCCCUUAUGGCUCUGCAAUAUUUUGGACCAUAGCUCCCUCUAAGCCUAUAGUCACUCCUUCCAGUUUCUCCAACAGAAUGCAGGCUUUCUGUCCUGGCUCCUUCUUCCAGGCAGCUGUGGCUCCCUGGGGCCGUUCUGUGGAACUAGGGCCACAUGGCCCCUGCGGGGCUGAGAACUAUGGCCUGGCUGGCUGGCCAGCGUGGUGCUCCUCAGAACUGUGGCACUGAGAUGUAACCUGGCCUCAGUUCAGGCACAGGGGCUAAGCAGGGCAGGACCCUCCACUCUCCACAAUAGUACUCCCCCCAGAGGCCCAUCAGGUUGGUGCCAGGACCCUGUCAGAUGUGCAGGCCUGCCUGUAGCCUUCAGAGUCAGUGUGUCCCCUAGCUUGUGACUUGGGGCUACAGCUUGCUGCAUGGCCCUCUCCCCUUCUGGAAUGUAUGCUGGCCUUGCGGUGUGCUACUGGGCUGUUACUCUUAACUAUUCUGUUUGCCUUGGGUCCAAUUUUAUUGUUUAUUUGUUUAUUUUGUUGUUUUACCUGGAGACCUGGGGUAUAAGGUUGAUGGGAUUUGAAAGGACUGCAGCUUGGAUCCAGAUAGGCAAGCUGUUCUUGUUCAUUUAUGAGCUUCUUUGGAGUGAGAGUCUAGUGCUAGCUGAAAGGGAGAUGAAUUCCAAUCUCUCACCCUUAAGACAACAGACAUUUUGAGCAAGAAUGGAGACUGAAUACAGUCACUGAACUGUGAUAACAAGAAGACUGUCACCUCCCCAUUCUUUGGUCAGAAAGAGUGGGGAAUAUGUGGACAAAUGCCUGUGCAGAUGAAGACCAAGUGUGCCCAUAAGAAAGCAUCUGCUUGGAGUUCCCUGCUGUGACGCCAAAGUGUGCCCCAGUGUGACUCUCAUUCUUCCAGACCCUUCUCUGAGGCAAGAAAAGCUGCCAGGUAAUGCCUGAGCACAAAGUCAAAGAGCUAAUUAAGACUACCUUGCUGUGAAGUCCUGAGCUUACCAUUGGCAGGUUUUGAAAUGUGUGGCCAGCUCUCUCUAACAUUGCAUCUGAGGGAACAGGCCAGAAGACCAGGCACCAAACAUGCAUGCCAAAGUGAAUGAGGACUCGACCCUGUGGACUGUUCCUUGUGAUUUGGAACCCACUUUUUAUUAGAUUUCAUUUCCUCUGGCCUUUCUUUCUCUUAUCUCUGCCAUUCUACACUGAUAGUUUGUCAUAUAAAUUCCUCUGGUUGUGUUUUUCUUUUCUAGGAAAAAAAUUAAAAGACAAAACAAAAACCAGGAACUACAAAUGCGAACACAAA